Molecule: messenger RNA, 1785 nt
Organism: Aspergillus tanneri
Lineage: Eukaryota; Fungi; Ascomycota; Eurotiomycetes; Eurotiales; Aspergillaceae
Exons: 2
Coding region: 1-1785 (594 amino acids)
Source: RefSeq, a predicted model, not a curated record
AUGCUUUCUGAUCCGGUUUCUUUUCCUCCCAGUUUGCCCUCCAUGUUAGCCUCCUCCCCUCUCCCUCUCCCCCGUCCGGUCUCGGUCAAUUCGCUGGCGAGAGCGUCCGUGUCGUCGACGAUUCCAUACACCAAAUCAACUCGCAGCACCAGUGCUGAGUUCGAGGUUCACGAUGGUCCCGUUACCCCUCUCUCCAACCCUGGUCAGCUGGCCUGCCAGUCUCCCAUAGAUACCGAGAUGGAGGAAGCACCGAUAAUCACGGAUGGCCCCGCAUCCUCUGAAGCGGGUCUGCGUUUUGAGGAUCUUCCCAUUGAGAUUCACGAAGCCAUUCUAGACUAUCUAUUUGGAGAACGGGCCUCGGCCUUGACGUCGGUAGGCCCCAGCAAGCCAUCUGCUCGAGGUUGGAAUAAAUCUCUUCGUCAUCCGCGGCGCAAAGCACUCUCCAAUCUUUCUUUGAUUUCGCCGGUAUGGCGAUCGUUGGUACAGGAACGGAUCUACCGACACAUCAAAAUCAAGGGCACCACCGAUGAGCUGGCUGGCGGGGCACAUUGGUUUUCCAUGCACCCUCACCUCGCCCCUCACGUUCGUCACGUUGAAAUAUGGAUUCCCGUCUGGGGCAGACGGGCAAAUAAGACCCCCCAUCACCCCUUUCCUGCCCGCCGGUACCACGAGGGCACCGUAGAAUGGGCAGAUGUGGCCGGCACCCAGACAAAUGGCGCAAUGUGGGAUGGUUUCGAGCCCAAUCGCGGAGGGGACUACAAAUAUUACUACGCCAGUCACAAUGCGACUUUGGCAGAGAUCUUCCAUCAUGUUAAGGCGUGUUUCCCCGAAGCUCGCAUUCUUACCCUGGAAGGAGGCCACUGCAAGAGACCCCCGAUGAUCCGCCAUUUUCGGGACGACCCUCCGGGGCAGUCAAGACAAGCCCUCCCCCGUCUCCCGGACAUUCAAACGUUCGUCAUGCGGGGAGCGUGGAAUAUUAUGAGAAGCCCGCAGCAUUGGCGCACCCUGUCUGACGCGCUGCCGAAUUUGCGGGAGUGGCAUUGCGCUUACGUGAAACCCAAAAUCGAAGGUUAUGACACCGUCGCUGACGUUCUACUCCGACUCCCAUCCUCCCUCGUCCACGUCAACAUCAGUCUGGAGGGGUUCUACAACAAGGACAAUUCCCAAUCCGGCUGGCUCGGCGAUGGCAUCAACCCCCCUCACCUCUGUGGCCUUCUCGGAGAAGUCGCCCCGCGACUGGAGUCACUCGCGUUCACAGGAAAAAUCUGCGCCUGUCUUUUCCAACCCGCCGCGUGCACAGACCAAUCUACGUCACUUAUUCCGUCGAAAUCGCGACUCAAAUCCCUCGACCUGGUGGUGAAAACGUGCUGUCGCGAGAAACGCAGCAGCUCCAGCCUCCCAUUCCUAGACGAGUUUUCCGGCAUCACCAACCUCAACUUCAUCCGGUCAUUCGAGAAACUCGUCAUCGGCGCCGUGCACAAUUUGCGUUUCCACCAGUCCUUGGACUACAUGCGCAUCCGGUUCAUUGAUCUCGACUCGGCCUGUCCGCCGCUCAAUCCGUAUUUCCAGCUCGUCGGCACCGAAUGCUGUGGACUGUGGAGCGCCAGUAUUCUCGAGACAUUGCACGACUCUCGACCGGAGGCGCAAUUCGUCGAACUCAAUGAUGGGAUUUAUCCACAGUAUGGACCCAACAACCAGAUCGUAGGGGCUGUGUAUCCGCGUACCAGACCAUUGAGUAUUCAUGCGUUGACAUACAAGAUCAUUGCUGAGGUGUCCAAACCAUAA